GAGAUGUUAUCGCUUCAGAUUGAAGCUCUGGAUCCAGAUAACCGUCCCGUUACGUACUCCCUUGCCAACACCGACGCGCAGGGCUACGUGUUCACGCCAGAUGGACAACUGAACAUCACCAUGACAACCUCCGACAGCAAGACGUUCAAAUUCGUAGCCACCGAUGAGUGCAACGCCAGCGAUACAACGACAGUUACCGUAAAGGCGAUGGAGUGCCCGUGCCAACACGGGGGAACAUGCCAUCCCCACCCCUACCACCCACGGGGAUCUGGCCAGUACGAGUGCGCCUGCCCUGCGGGAUUCAACGGAAGCCGAUGUGAAAGUGACAUUGAUGAUUGCCAAUCUAGCCUUUGUGUCAACGGAACAUGUAUCGAUGGAAUAAACAACUACACUUGCCGAUGUCACGUGGGCUAUAAAGGCGCCCUAUGUGAUGAGAAAGAGCGCAUUUGUGGCGAAGACACGUGUUACCCAGGAGUUAAGUGCAGAGAAAUCCCGGAUGGUGUGUUGUGUCGAUCGUGUCCUGACGGUCUUAUUGGCGACGGGAAGACGUGUAUAGCCCCUGUAACAACAACUCGACCACAGAGCACACAAGACCGUGACCACACGAAUGCUCAAGAGAGUACACCAUCUGGUCCUACGACACAAACUCCUACCGAUACUCUUCCAGGCAUGGGUAAGUCUCAUUAUCAUUCAUCAAUAUAGACCAAAAUGUCAAAACCAAAAAUAUCUACCAUAAAA
Messenger RNA from Nematostella vectensis (starlet sea anemone), 738 nucleotides. Its product is annotated as protein crumbs homolog 1-like. Gene Ontology annotation, cellular component: protein-containing complex; plasma membrane. Gene Ontology annotation, biological process: establishment or maintenance of epithelial cell apical/basal polarity; heterophilic cell-cell adhesion. Gene Ontology annotation, molecular function: calcium ion binding. The transcript is spliced from 4 exons. NCBI's taxonomy places the organism in Eukaryota, Metazoa, Cnidaria, Anthozoa, Actiniaria, Edwardsiidae. The record is from RefSeq and is a predicted model, not a curated record. The coding region runs from base 4 to 702 and encodes 232 amino acids.